Messenger RNA from Phycodurus eques (leafy seadragon), 598 nucleotides. Its product is annotated as ankyrin repeat domain-containing protein 66. Bases 1 to 498 code for a protein of 165 amino acids. Lineage: Eukaryota; Metazoa; Chordata; Actinopteri; Syngnathiformes; Syngnathidae. Gene Ontology annotation, molecular function: protein binding. The transcript is spliced from 3 exons. The record is from RefSeq and is a predicted model, not a curated record.
AUGUCAGAGUUGCAUCAGGCGGCUGCGGCAGGGGAUUUCGAUCAGGUCCAGGAGAUUCUCAGGCGCAAGAAAUGUGACCCCAAUCAGCGAGACGUGGACUGGGGUUACAAGACUCCUCUGCACUGGGCUGCAUCCAAAGGAGAUACAGAAAUGGUGAGGAUUCUCAUCGAGCACGGAGCCCAGCCCUGUUUGAGGACGGAGAUGGGCCGGACCGCGGCCCACUAUGCCGCCGAGGCCGGUUCCUUGGCGGUCCUGAGGCUGCUGCACUCCUUCCACGCCCCCCUGGACAAGGAGGAUGAUGGCAGCGACAAACCGGCGCGACUCGCCCAAAUCUACGGACAUCAUGAGUGUGUGGCAUUCCUCAAGAAGGCAGAGGUGGAAGGGCAGGCGUACCGCAAAAUGGUGGCGGAGAAAGGACUCUCUGUGGAUGACUUUGACGAAGAGUGGGAAGAACAAGGCAAAGACCAGCAUGAACGAAAAAUAGGAUCUGUGAGUUAAAAUAGACUUUCCCCAGACUUAUAAAGCCACACUUUCAGUGUGCCUCCAAAAUGUAUAAUCAAGGCCUGUUUUAUAGCCCUUUAAGGUUAUUCAUGCACGC